Molecule: messenger RNA, 1068 nt
Organism: Saxophila tyrrhenica
Lineage: Eukaryota; Fungi; Ascomycota; Dothideomycetes; Mycosphaerellales; Extremaceae
Exons: 2
Coding region: 1-1068 (355 amino acids)
Source: RefSeq, a predicted model, not a curated record
AUGCCCCACGAGUACGACCUCACUACUGAAGAUGGUAUUCUGACUUGGCUUCACAAGAGUGAGUAUGACGAGGGUAGCGAAGUCACGACCGUAGAGCGUCUACCGGAAGGGUUCGGUGGCUUCGUCUACAGGGCACAUCUACAAGACGCUGCUCGUGCUUCAGUGAUUGUGAAACACGCAGAAGGCUACGCUGCACGUGCGCAGCACUGGAAGCUUGAUCAAAGCAGGAUGCACUUCGAGUACGAAGCAAUGGACUAUCUGUCAGGGCCAGAAAUGCAAUCCGACAGGUCAAUCCGCACGCCCGAGGUACUGUUCUACGAUCGCAAGAACUACGUCCUUGUAAUGGAGGACGCUGGGGAUCGCCCAAGUGUCAAAAGAUGGCUUCAGCCCGGCGUCGGUGUCGAAGCGGCCUCCAAAGUCGGUCGGAGACUUGGGCGGUAUCUCGCGAGGGUCCAUGAUAUGACUGCAAAUGCACUGGACGUCAAGUCCAGGUUCAACGGCAAUAUGACUGCCAAGUACCUGUCCGGAACACUGUACUUCGGUGGUUUGCCGGCAGCGGCUGAGAAAUUUGGGCACGAGGACGAGUUCUUGCAAGAAGCAGCUUGUGUAGGCCAACAAGAGGUCAAUGAAGCCAACGAUGUCCUCACUCUUGGCGACUUCUGGACUGGCAAUGUUCUCGUAGAUGCCAAAGUGGACGAGGCCGUCAAGAUGUAUAUCAUUGAUCUAGAACUUUCGAAGCCGGGGACGGCAGAGUUCGACAUCGGGCAGAUGGCCGCAGAGAUGUACUGUUUGGAGGUCUUUCGAGAUCAACAGAUUGGUAACAGGCUGUUGCAAUCAUUUCUGCAGUCGUACAAGGAGGCUCGACAGGGCAGCUUCGAAGCUGCUAAAGUCGCCGUCCGGAUCGGCGUGCAUCUUGUCGUUAUAAUGCCUGGAGCAUGGUCGAAGGAGGGAGGAUCAGAACAGAUUGAGCAGCUUGUCGGUUACGGCGUGGACUUGAUACGGAUGGGACAUCUGAAAGACAUCUCUCGGUUACGCGAAUCCAUAGUUGGGCCAUUGAUGGCGUCUUGA